CUCGGACUGAGGGGUCUGCUCCAUGGGCAAGAAGCAGAGAGGCCACGGCGGCGCCCCCACCGCCCGCGCAAGCGUGCAUGAGGGCCGUGCGUCCUAGGCGAUCUGCGAUGUUGGGGUCCGCGCCUUGCUCCAGGAGAUUGGCUGGGAGAACUCACCAAUGGGGAGCUCUGGGAGGCGGACCUAGAACGCCACCAGCUUGAGGAAGACAGAGAAUUUCAAGUUGGCUGCGGCGUGUGCUCCGCGUGGGGGAGGGGCAGCAGGUCAUGCCAUUUUUGGAUAUUUGUCCUUCAAUCAAUAUCCAACAAAUAAAGCAAGAAAUCUAUGGCUCAAGAAAAUGCAUUCUACGUUUCCAUUGUAAAAGAGAGAGAGCUAUCCUAGUGGUAACAUUCUUGAUAAAGAAAACCAUCCCUUUUGUUUUCUGAUUAUAGAAGUAAUAUACAUGUAUUCAAGAAAAUUUGGAAAUCUAUAAAGGUUUUCCUCAUUGGAUCUCUGACUCCCCAGGCCCCCUCCACCAUGGCCAGCCGGGGCGGGGGCCGGGGUCGCGGCCGGGGCCAGCUGACCUUCAGCGUGGAGGCUGUGGGCAUUGGCAAGGGGGAUGCCUUGCCCCCACCCACCCUGCAGCCUUCUCCUCUCUUCCCUCCCUUGGAGUUCCGCCCAGUGCCUCUGCCCUCGGGAGAGGAAGGGGAAUAUGUCCUGGCACUGAAGCAGGAGCUACGAGGGGCCAUGAGGCAGCUCCCCUACUUCAUUCGGCCUGCUGUCCCCAAGAGAGAUGUGGAGCGUUACUCGGACAAAUAUCAGAUGUCAGGGCCAAUUGACAAUGCCAUCGACUGGAAUCCAGAUUGGCGACGUCUACCCCGAGAGCUAAAGAUCCGAGUAAGGAAGCUACAGAAGGAGCGGACCACCAUUCUACUCCCCAAGAGGCCCCCUAAGACCACAGAAGAUAAGGAGGACACAAUACAGAAACUAGAGACCCUGGAGAAGAAGGAGGAGGAAGUGACUUCAGAGGAAGAUGAGGAGAAAGAAGAAGAAGAAGAGAAGGAAGAGGAGGAGGAGGAGGAAUAUGACGAAGAGGAGCAUGAGGAGGAAACUGAUUACAUCAUGUCAUAUUUUGACAAUGGAGAGGACUUUGGGGGUGACAGUGAUGACAAUAUGGAUGAGGCUAUAUACUGAAGAAGGACUCUAAACAAUACCCUGGACCUUCAUAUCUUUUUAAAUUUAGGAUACAGAGAGUAAUUGUCCCCUAUAAUUUGGUUUUGUGGACAAGCAAACCAUUUGCUCACAGUCCAGAUAACCUGUUUGGUCCCUGGAGAUGGGAAUGGAGAAUGACAGCAGAUAGCUCUUUUCUACCCUUCCCCUCCCUCUCUCCUCUGACAUUGUAGUACCUCUGAUAUCCUGGGGAAAGGGCAAGGGACCAGUGUCUGAACUGUAUGCAAGGGAGAAAGGAGGGUUGAAAGAAGGACCAAAGUUGUUGAGUUUAGACAGCUGUGCACAUGCCCCUACCCAUUUUUUAAAGUUCUUUGUGGAGAUAAUGGUGUGGGAGCAGUUAGGAGGAGUAAGGACAGUUUUAUAUUUUUAAAUAAAAUGUUUUUAUCUGUCUCUCUGACCAGGUGAGGCUUAGUGGGAGAGGGCUGGAGAACGAAGGGGGUGCCCAGUGAGCCAUUCUUCUCUCCUUCCCUGCUAAGAGUCCAGGGUCACACAGUGGGGGUUACAGCCUUCGGGUCCUUUGCCCCUUCCCUGCUACCCACUGCUGGGACCCCCAGUCUAGCUCUGCAAGGACUGUUCAGGAACUCACCUGCAGGGCUUUGCAGGGUGAGUUGUAAAGAACAGCCCAUGCCCUAGAGACCAGCUGGCUUCUGAGCCUCUGAUCCUCAGGCAGUGGGGACACAAUUGUCUCUGUUCACAUGUGUUCACAGGCCCUCGCUUUCCCACACUUGACCUUGAUCCUGUCCUUGUUUACAAGGAAUGAUUAGAGCUAUUUUUGUGGGGAGAGUCAAGAAAGCCAGGUGCGGGGAGGGGGUAGGGAGGAGGUGCUGGUUCUUCUUUAGCUCGCUUGCUCACUCGCUCACCCUCUUCCAGGCCCUGGAGGCCCCACUUCGAUGUAUGUCUGUGAAGAGGGAGCCCCUGAACAUCCUAUUCUCUACACAAAAGCUGCUGUGUGACUGAGUUUCAGUUUCUCUUCUGGUUCUUCCUUUCUGGAAUUUAGUUAGCCUUUCUCUCACUCUCUUCUUGUGGGGAAGGGAAGGGGGUGGCCGUCUUGCUUUACAGGAAGUAAGGAGGGUGGGGAGGAAGGGAGUGACUUAGGGACACUCAGCUCUGAGAGGUGCUUUCUCGCCCACACAGUUCUCCCUGGGGUGAGGUCACUUCCCUUGGCUCUGAUUGGCUUCCAGGGGAGCCCUAAAUGAACUGAUUGGUUCCAGUCACUUGACAUGCAACAGUCACGGGCGAGCUGCGUGUCCAGAAUGGGGACUGGGUAAGGAGGCAGGCACAGAUCUCUGGGAUGCUGUCAUAGCGACCUCACUAAACAUUUGAAAGCCAUAAAGAUGGGAUGCAGGAGAAUCUUCAAGAAAUUCCCCAACCAUAUUCAGGCAGGCAAGCUGAAUUCCCUACAGCGUCAAGGGGUAGAGACGGGCCAUCUAAUGCUAGAUGUUUCUGACCCCAUUGUAAAGAAUGAGUAAGUGCUGUGACUCCAUUGAGGGGAAGCACCUGAAAAGCCUGGUUUGGGUGAGAUGGGAGGUGCUAAGACAGAAGCAGGCAAGAGAACAGAGAAGGAAACAGGAAUAGACAUAGAACAUUCCAGAGCUAUUGAGCAAUUUGUGCUGAUUGAUGUGUUUCCUUUUCUAGUUGUCUGAGGUAUGGUGUGAGUGGAGUAGGGGGAGGGGCCAGGGAACCUGCCACUGGGGUUUCCCAUAGUCACCCUGUAGUCUGUGAUUGUGGCUAGGAAGAAAUCAGCAAGAAACAAAAAUAAAAGACCCUGAAAAAUCUCCUUUUGCCUUUCUCCCCGGCACAUACACACAUACCAGACCUAAUCUGGUUAACUGUAUCUGUGUCUAUGCUGGGGGCACAGCUGACCUCCUAAAUCCCACCUAAGCCAGCAUGGGGAACUUACAAGAGUGGGAACAAAGAAGAUUCUAGACAAGAGACAGUAGAGGAGAACUGAACACAUCCCUGCCCCCACCUCUGUAUACACUCAUCCUUUUCCCAUGAAAUAGGGGAAAGGAUAAAGGUUAGAGUGACCACUUGGGAUCAACUGUGCUGCCUCAAAGACACAGUGUCAGAAAGAUUAGACCAUUCUUGGACUGUUUCCUAUCUGGCCUCCUGUCCCUCCUGGCAGGUGACCUUGCUGAACAAAGCCAGACGCAGGGGACCCAGCAGCUUGCCCAGAUUCCGGAGCAGUUCCAGGCGUGAGCUAGACUGUUUCCACUGACCUCUCCCCUACUUUCCAUAGGUUCCACUGGGCAGGCUGAGGCCAAAGCCUAUGGCUCAGUAAAUGGAGUCAGGACUCGGGAGGACCACCCGAGCAUUCAGAGGCUGAGGCCCUGCUCGCACACAUUUAGGGAGGACCCACGAGGUUCUGGCUCAGCCCUUUCCUACAUGCCUGCUAGGGCCUGCUCCUGUGGAACAGACUGUUCCCAUGCCUACAGCCUAGGCUGCUCUGGCCCCAGGCAGGGUAGGUUCUCAGGCAAGAGUCUUACCCUUCCCUAUCCCAUGUUCCACCCCUAACCUCCUGGUCCUCCCGCCCACCCCCCAACCUUGGAGGAGGAAGCUUGAGAUUGGAGUCUGCAAAUUUAAGUGUAGGGACUCAAGCAGUUGGAGGGAGGGCUGAAUGGGAGACCUGGAUGCAACCUGCAGCUUAGAAGGUUGAGAGUGGAGACCAAAGAAAACUGAAGGGUCAAAUGUUGGGUGGACAGGACACCCAUGGUUUUGUGCAGAAAAGACAAUUAUUUUCCUCAAUUCAUUUUUAUUGCUGUUUAAAUUUUGAAAGGAAGGAAGGGUGGCUUAUAGGCCUAGGCAGGUUUAAGAACUAAGCCAAGAGGGAAAGCUGCCAUCUCAGCUGAGCAGAGCACUGGCUUAUGGUCCCAGUUUCUCCAGUCCGCAGCUCUGUGCCCUUGGGAAAGUCAUGUCUCCAAGCCUUAGACUCCUCACGUGUGAAGGAGAAUUUGGGUUGGAUGUCCACUAGGAAUCCUUCCGCUGAUGCUGGUCCACCCGCAAGCAUCCAGAUGAUUCUGAGAACAAAGGUCAGGAUGUGUCCAGCUUUUGCUGAAUUCAUUCUGUCUGCUGGAUUUCCCCACCUUUUUUUCAGCUGGGCAAGCUAAAGAUACCUCAGGCAUCUAGCCAGUCCUUUCCAAGAACCUGCUUCAGCCAGAGUAGCAGGAGGAUCAACAAUUCCAUUAACCAGCAAAGAAGGAGACAGCCCUGCAGCAGAGUUCAAGGUCACUAUCAGCCAGCCAGGACUCAAGUCAAGCAGACCACCAAAAAAUUUCUGACCGAGGAAGGGGCCUGUAGGGCAGGUCCUCUCUGUCUCCCCGCAUGUAAUGUAUCUGGCCAGAGGACAGAGAAGGGAGAAGGGAAAUGAGCUGGAUAGGAAUAGCUCAGUUAGCUAAUUUGGCCAGACCAGAGGUGACCCCUUCACUGGCUUUUCCCCUAUACUGAGGCUCAUUUUUUUCCCCCAAGGUCAUCUGGGACCAGAAAGCUGAAAAUAAGUUCCAGUUUCUUAGUAUCCCCUCAGAAAGGUUUGUGCCCUAUCCCCAACAGGACUUAGUUUGCCGUUUUGUACUCUGGAGGGAAGGGAAGUUCUCCCUCCAGCUAUAAUGGGAGUCGGUGGGAAGACAGCAACCCAGCCCUGACUGCAGGAGCUGAGAGGCUAAGUGUGGUCGCCUUGGGGAGCCAAGGCUUCAGGGGAAGGAAUGCAGGGAUUCCUCAGACCCAGUCCCGACCAGGGCAGGGUGGGGGCUAUGUCCCCUAUCCAAUUCUGUCUCUAACGUUCUCUGUCACACUGAGGGCAGCAUUGACAGUACCAGAAUAGGAGGGAGGUUAGACCUGUCUCUGCCUUUUACCAAAAGAGGGUGGGGGAACAAACUCAUCUAAGUCGGGGACACAGAUUUGGGGUGUUUCUUGUCUUGGAGAGAACAGAUCGAAUCCCAUGUGGACAGAGAGAGAAGCCCCGGUCCUCGCCCUCCCUAUGCUCUGCUCUGGCCAGAGAUGCAGCCAUCCUGGAGAGGCAAUGCCCUCCUCUGAGGAGGCCAAGGUAACUCCUUCACCUUGUUUUUCUCAGGCCGCGGUUGGUAAAAGGAAGUGAAACAAAGAUGGGCUCAGCGAGAGAAAGGGCAACUGCUGGCCAGUCCGUUCUCAGCCCUGGGCUUCCUGUCUCUGAGCCUCUCUCCUGGCCGCUGGACGGUCUCUCCUGUCUGACCAUACUUGGCUGCUCUUGGCCCCUCACCUCUCUCUUACUUGGCUUGGCUCCUGUUUUGAGACUUGCCUUUCAUCCUGAGCCACCACCCUGACACCUGUCCAGAGAAAUCAGGGACGUCUACAGACGUCUCAGGAGCCGGACGGGGCCAGGUCAGGAGGGCUGAGAGCCAGGAAGACAGCUGCCAUUCACACUCAUUCUUCUUGUCUUUCAGAUUCUUUUCCUUUUUUGACUCUCUCUUCAUGUCUUUCUUUCCAUGUCUCUCCUUGCCUUACAUUUUUAGCAUAGUGCUACUUAAAUUAGGUUAUCAGUGGGUGAUGAAGUGAGAAAUAUUUGGAGCCACAGACUACGACACAGCACAUCUUCCAGAGUGCCAGUUGUAAGGAGGAGGGUGUAGCUCAGUGGUAGAGUGCAUGUUUCGUAUGCCCAGGGUCCUAGGUUCAAUCCCCAGGACCUCCAUUUAAAUAAAUAAAGUUAGUUAUCUCCCCCAACCCUGCAAAAAAAAAAAAAAAGGAAAUAAAAAAAGCUAAAGAGGCAGAGU
Messenger RNA from Camelus dromedarius (Arabian camel), 5948 nucleotides. It is a transcript of the gene POLR3GL, whose product is annotated as RNA polymerase III subunit GL. Gene Ontology annotation, cellular component: RNA polymerase III complex. Gene Ontology annotation, biological process: transcription by RNA polymerase III. The record is from RefSeq and is a predicted model, not a curated record. The transcript is spliced from 10 exons. NCBI's taxonomy places the organism in Eukaryota, Metazoa, Chordata, Mammalia, Artiodactyla, Camelidae. The coding region runs from base 514 to 1170 and encodes 218 amino acids.